UUUUCGGAGUAAGUUGGAUGCGCGUCCUCCUCACUCGCAUCCCGAAAGCACAUCGAACCUGUGACGAUGGGGAAGCUCAGGAAACACCGCUUUGGAAUGUUGACCUUUUCCUUCUUUUGUACUUUUAUCUGCUGUGCGCAAAGCGCCAAAGAUCUGAGGGAUCCCAGUAACAUGCCGCUGGUUAAAGACACGGUCGACAGACUGAUGAAAGGCUACGACAUUCGGUUGAGGCCAGAUUUCGGAGGUGCGCCGGUGGCUGUGGGGAUGAAUAUAGACAUAGCCAGCAUAGACAUGGUGUCUGAAGUCAAUAUGGACUACACGUUGACCAUGUACUUCCAGCAGGCCUGGCGGGACAAGCGUCUGUCCUACUCCGAGAUAGCCCUCAACCUGACGCUGGAUAACAGGGUAGCCGACUCGCUCUGGGUUCCCGACACCUAUUUCCUCAACGAUAAAAAGUCCUUCGUCCACGGCGUCACGGUCAAGAACAGAAUGAUCCGACUGCAUCCGGACGGCACCGUUCUCUAUGGACUCCGGAUCACAACCACAGCAGCCUGUAUGAUGGAUCUGAGGCGGUAUCCUCUGGAUGAACAGAAUUGUACACUGGAGAUCGAGAGCUAUGGCUACACCACUGAUGACAUUGAGUUCUACUGGCGAGGGGGAGAUGGAGCUGUGUCUGGGGUGGAGAGAAUAGAGCUGCCUCAGUUCUCCAUCGUGGACUACAAACUGGUCUCCAAGAAUGUGGUCUUCUCUACAGGUUCCUACCCACGUCUGUCUCUGAGCUUCAAGCUGAAGAGGAACAUCGGCUACUUUAUCCUCCAGACCUACAUGCCCUCCAUCCUGAUCACCAUCCUGUCUUGGGUGUCCUUCUGGAUCAACUAUGAUGCCUCCGCUGCCAGAGUGGCCCUGGGUAUCACCACGGUGUUGACCAUGACCACCAUCAACACCCAUCUGAGAGAGACGCUCCCUAAGAUCCCCUACGUCAAGGCCAUCGACAUGUACCUGAUGGGCUGCUUCGUGUUCGUCUUCCUGGCCCUGCUGGAGUACGCCUUCGUCAACUACAUCUUCUUCGGACGGGGGCCCCAGAGGCAGAAGAGGGCCGCCGAGAAACUAGCCGUCGUCAACAACGAGAAACUCCGACCCGACCCCAAUAAGUGGAUGGUGGGAAAUGUAGUUCAGAGAGAUGAUGCUCUGUAUGCCAGAAUGAAACAGAGGGAAAUUGACGCGUAUGACACGAUGUGGGAUCCCAUCUUUGUGGACGAUGCCGCAUUAGGACUAGGCGAGCAAAGAAAUAAGAUGACCACCUCCCUGACUGAUGACAACAUCCUGUUUGGUUCCCUGGAGAUGAAGAACGAGAUGGGGGGUGUUCCUCCUGAGCUGUCCAGGUCCCUGGGCCCUGGGGGUCUGGGUGACCCGCGCAACACCAUGCUGGCCUACGACAGCUCCACGCUGCAGUACCGCAGGGCCGCCAUGGCCCGACAGAACUACGGUGGCGGACCUCACAGCGCCCUGGAGCGCCACGCCACCCAGAAGAAGUCCCGCCUACGGAGACGGGCCUCGCAGCUCAAGGUCAACAUCCCUGACCUGGCUGAUGUGAACUCUAUCGACAAGUGGUCCAGGAUGAUCUUCCCUACCGUGUUCUCCUUCUUUAACGUGAUCUACUGGCUCUACUACGCUCACUAAGGAGAGAGAGAGAGGGAUGUCAUUGAUGAGAGAGAGAGAGAGAGAGAGAGAGAGAGAGAGAGACAGAGAGGGAGAGAGAGAGAGACAGAGAGGGAGAGAGAGAGGGAGAGAGAGACAGAGAGAGACAGAGAGAGAGAGACAGAGAGAGAGAGACAGAGAGAGAGAGCACACCUAUUAUUUUGCUGAUUCAUUUUUAAAGAAAUGUGAGAAAAAUUGUUUUGGAAGGAAGGAGCUCUACACCCGAACACUUCUUCUACAGCAUCUAUCUGCCGUGACACUCUUAUGAUCUGGGAAUAACCUCUAAUGACUGACUGACACGUCAACAGAGGAGAGGAGAGAUUUUAAAAAGACAAGACAGACAGACAUGGUGCCUAAUCCUGAAGAAAUGUCAAUAUAUCACUCUAAUAUUUGUCAUUUGUAGCUUAACUCUCUGUGGAUCAAAUAUUUAUGCUUGUGUUUGCAUAUACUUUAAGGAUUUGUUUAGUUUUAGUCUAUGUAUUUUGUUCAUAGCCGAGCUAUCUGCAUCCAGGAAACCUUUUCUCAAGGGUUUUAAAGGGGUUCAUUAUUGAUUAAACUAUUUUCCUGUAGUUAUUGUAACACAAAAACAUUCUUUAAAAAGCAUGCUUCUAUUUCAUUUCUGCUGCGUCUCCAUCUUUAUCGAUGGAGCACAAAGCAUUUGAGGUUUUAACUAUUUAAGGUUUUUUCUUCUGUGUAUCGAAGAGUGUCUGCAGAACCCUCUUCACCCCCCAUACUGUAGCUUAGGCUGAGCUUGGGGUUCAAUUGGGGACCAACAACAAUGGGCUACUGUAAGUGAUAGUACCGCAGAUGGUCAAUAGGGGGCACUCUUCUCUAUGGACAUUCCAAUGGGUCUUCAGUGUUGCCGUUUCUGUCCUGCCAAUUUGUGGGUUCGUGACCUUUAUCCUUGAGAUCAUGACCCAUCAUCCAUUCUGGCCAUUGAAGUUCCCAUGAAGGUUUCAUAUGUAAAAGGUAUGGUACGACCAUGGAUCUUGAAGCUCUGACCUGCCAAGUGUUUUUGACCUGACUUUGUUGUACUGACAGAAUCUAGUAGUCCAUCACAUCAAACUGCCCUGGUUUAAAAGAGAGAGACAGUACUGUGUAACCCUCGCCUCUGCAUUGCCAGUGUGGGCGGCAUCAAGGGGAGAGAGGUUUGCUUUAUUUAUUUAUUACCCAGGGGGGUGCUUAUUUACAUUGCUGAUGGACAUCAAGAGAGCUAAGCCCAUCUUUCAUUGUAAUGAAAGUUCCUGCAUAAAUCUAGUAAUCCACAAUCAUAUCAAUAGAGUUUAUUGGUUCUAGAACUUUGACACGUUCCAUUGUGAUUAGGUUUUAUGUUUUGAUGAAUUGUAGAUAUAAUGUUUUAAAAAUCAUGUUGUAAAGGACAUGGUCCAUUUUUAUAAACUAAAUAUUCAUGAAAAGCCAGAUGUAUAAAUAUUAUGAAUGAAUUAUAUAUUUAAAUGGGUCUGUUGUUGUUUUUUGCAGUCUAACUAACAGGUAAAAUGUACCGUGGCCAGAUUAUAAAAAGAAAAAAUCUUAAAUUCGUUGAAGGAAAUAACAUAUAUAUAAUUUUUCCUGACACUGUACUUUGUACUUGGAGUUUUUUCUUUGUUUAUAUUUCUUAUUUUCCCCAUUUCUUUCUACUUUUAAAAGCAGCAACUUGGCAGCGAGGAAACUGAAGCUCUACCACUACCAUCUACCAGACUCUAAUAAAACAUCAGUCUUUUUAUGCAUGGCUCAAAACCAUUUGUUUCUCUCCAGAAAUGACUGUGACAGGACCCGAGGUGAAUCAACCACGUUGCCAUGACGCAUCAUCAUCAUAUUUUCUACAAAGUUCCUGUAAAUUCCAAUUGUAAUAUUUCAUAAUAAUGACUCAUGUAAAUAACUUGUGUAUUGAUUGUCAGCCAUUAUGAAGAUGUACCUAAAUUCAAUUAAAACUCAAUUCAGCCUAUAUAUUAGUUCAUUU
Oncorhynchus tshawytscha (Chinook salmon) is the source of this 3658-nucleotide messenger RNA. RefSeq names its product gamma-aminobutyric acid type A receptor subunit beta2a (gene gabrb2a). Gene Ontology annotation, biological process: monoatomic ion transmembrane transport; chemical synaptic transmission; signal transduction. Gene Ontology annotation, cellular component: membrane; GABA-A receptor complex; synapse. The coding region runs from base 67 to 1680 and encodes 537 amino acids. The transcript is spliced from 10 exons. Lineage: Eukaryota; Metazoa; Chordata; Actinopteri; Salmoniformes; Salmonidae. The record is from RefSeq and is a predicted model, not a curated record. Gene Ontology annotation, molecular function: extracellular ligand-gated monoatomic ion channel activity; GABA-A receptor activity; neurotransmitter receptor activity.